CGACACACCUACAGAAAACCUCCAAAGCAUUUGCUCGUACAUGUACUUUCUUCAUCUUCUUCUCCCUCCCUCCCUCUCUCUCUCUCUCCCUCUCUUUCUCUCUCUCUCUAGUCCCUAUCAAAACAGCAGAACAAUGGUGUUCCCCAAAGAAGAGAAGCUAGUUCACAGCAUCAGGCUUUCCUCGGUCGGCCCGGGCCGGGUCACGGGGACCGACGUGGUUCACAUCCCGAGCUCAUUGGACUUGGCCAUGAAGCUCCACUACCUCAGGGGAGUAUACUACUUCAGUGCUCAAGCUACACAGGGCCUGACAAUUAAGGGAAUAAAGGAGUCGACGUUCACAUGGCUGAAUGAUUACUACAUGACAUGCGGGCGGUUCAGGAGGUCACCAGACACCGGGAGGCCAUACAUGAAGUGCAACGACUGCGGGGUGAGGUUCAUCGAGGGCAAGUGCGAUAAGACCAUAGAAGAGUGGUUGGAAAUGUUGAGUGAGGACUGUGAGCUGAGGAACCUCCUCGUCUCGGAUCACGUCAUUGGGCCCGAGUUGUCUUUCUCCCCUCCUCUUCUCAUACAGAUAACACAGUUCAAAUGCGGGGGUUUCUCGUUGAGCCUUAACUGGGCUCAUAUUCUCGGAGACGUGUUCGCCGUCGUAGAUUUCAUCAACAAGUGGGGCCAAAUGCUUGCUGGGCUUCAGAAAGACCACCCAGAACCACCCAAAUCGAACACCGUAAUCCUGGAAACCCCGAUGAAGGCAGACCGAGAACCCAUUUCCGUGAGGCGGGUCGGCCCGGUUGGGGACCACUGGAUCUACUGUCCCGGAAGGAAGAAGGGGACCUUCACUUUCCACCUCACCUCCUCUCAGCUGACCCACCUAAGGUCCAAGUUCUUUGGCCACAUGAAAUCGGGGAGAGUCCCGCCGUACGAGUCUCUUUGUACCAUUUUGUGGCAAUGUAUAGCCAAUGUCAAGGAGGAGGAGCCCAAGGUAGUGACAAUCUGCAAGAAUGACCCAAGCAAAAGGGCCAUUGGAGUAUUAAGCAAUAGUCAGAAGAUCAGUGUAGUGAGGACAGAUUCCUCAAUUAAGGGGUCCGACCCAUGUGAGAUUUUGGGCCUUUUGGUAGAUCAAGCGAUGGAGGAGACUGCCCAAAUUGAAGAAGCUGUCGAGAGGGAUAAUGGGGUUUCUGAUUUCAUCAUCUAUGGGGCAAAUCUCACCUUUCUGGACAUUGGGGAGGCCAACCUUUAUGAGCUUGAAUUGAAUGGGCUAAAACCCAUAUUUGCGGACUACGCCAUUGGGGGAGUUGGGGAAGAGGGUGUGGUUCUGGUCCACCCCGGGCCGAAAGGCGCAAAGUUAUCUGGAGAUGGAGGGCGGGUCGUAACCGUUAUUCUGCCGGAAAAUCUUCUGCCGGCGCUGAAGGGUGAGCUGAAGAAAAACGAUCUGUUGCUCGAUGAAAACAUCUUCAGCUGAGCUGCAUAUCGUUAAUGUACGUUUAUUUUCGAACGGAAUCUGUCUGCGGUGGUUGGGUGGAAAGCAUGUUUGGUUUACUUUUAGACUUGGACGGAGCGUACUACUGAAAGUUUGCUAAUUGAUGGUUAAAAAAAAUCAAGGAUAAAUUAUAGCAGAAAGGCUCGACUUUUCCUUUCUGGCUCAGAUUUAAAA
Molecule: messenger RNA, 1651 nt
Organism: Punica granatum (pomegranate)
Lineage: Eukaryota; Viridiplantae; Streptophyta; Magnoliopsida; Myrtales; Lythraceae
Source: RefSeq, a predicted model, not a curated record